Molecule: messenger RNA, 444 nt
Organism: Ilex paraguariensis (yerba mate)
Lineage: Eukaryota; Viridiplantae; Streptophyta; Magnoliopsida; Aquifoliales; Aquifoliaceae
Source: the annotation of a GenBank genome assembly
AUGGAUAACCUACUUAGUGUACAACAAAAAAGGGCAGCCAAACAGGCCAAAACCAAGAAAAAACCAGUCAAGGUUGUGUACAUCUCCAAUCCCAUGAAGGUGAAGACCAGUGCCUCAGAAUUCAGAGCUUUGGUUCAAGAACUCACAGGCCAAGACGCCGACAUGCCCGACCCUGCUAGGUUCCCGGAGAUUGGUGGUGUCGGUUCCGAUGACCACCACCACCAAGAAGUCCCUGAGGGCCCUGGAGAUCAAGCAGUACAUGAAGUUCCUACAAUGAACCCUUGUGGUGAAUUGGCUAAGAAAUCUGAUCUUUCAUGUGAGCCUUAUGAUGAUGAUGAUGUGUUUAUGCCUCAGAUUAUAGAGAAUUUUCCUGGAAUAUUUCCCUCUAACAUGUGGUGUGAAUCUUCUCAUGUUGAUGUGCUCAAAAGCCUAGAUGCAAUGUAA